GUGAAGAACAGCAUGAGCAGGCAGCACCAGCAGCCAGUCGUCUAGUGUAGCUCUUGGCAAGGCAGAACAGCAGUCAGGGUCACGAGAGGGCAACAUAUCAUGGCGUUCAUAUUAGUGAUUUAAGAUGGUUUAUCAGUGGAAGAACCAUCUUUUUUUUUUUAAUUUCUUUAAGGUAGAUCUGAAGGUGGGUCGGAUAUAUAGAUCCUGAUCUCUUGGACUUGUUUCGGCGAGAAGAGAUACGGUGUAUCACUGGUAAAUUUGACUGAUCCAUCACACAGCCAAGUGUACAGUUCCAUGCAGAGCAUGGAGGUGUGCUGAAAACGAGGUUGUCCCAUUUCAGUCCCCUGGUGAAGAUGUCAACCUUUUUCUCUUUCUCGGAAGAUUCCGUAGGCUGACCUUCGUUGGUCUUGGCUGGUUGUGUAGUAGAUUGAGAAACUUAAGAUGAUGGUUGUGCUGGUCAGAAGCAGUGGAGAGAGUGGUUGGAGGCUUGAGAGCCGAUGGGUGAUUGUAGAUUUUUUUGGUUUCGGCGAUAGAAGGCUUGACGGAAGUUGAGGUUGAUCGAAGAACGGUAGUGUGAACAGAGGAAGAUGUCAGGUAAGCUGGUGCAGCGAAGGUAACUGUUUGGGAUCAUCUUGAGGAUGUCGGCGGAAGGUGCAGAGUCUGGGAACUUGAAACUUAGUAUGUUGUUGAGACGGAAUAAUUCGUUGAUUGAAGUGCUGAAGGAACUUGGGUUAGCUGCACUGGCAAGAUGUGCAUAUACCAUGCAGUAAAGAACUUUAGAAGGAACGCCAUCUGGAAGCGGAGAAACGUAGUUACCGGGGGUUAACGCCCUCGCGGCGCAGUGCUUGACCUGCUGAGUGACUUGAGAAUCUUAGCGAUGGCGGCAUAAGUUGGAGAUUUCGUGGAGGAUGUUAUCUUCAAAUCUUCUUGAUUUGAAGAUAACGUCCUCCACGAUGGGAUUUUUAGCUACUGAGUUUGAAUCAGUAUGAAGGAGGAGGAUGAUCUACAGCUUAUAUUAACAUGGAGAGACCAUAAACAAGUUCUUUCACUGGUUAUGGAAACUUUGCGUUACAAGGAAUUGUUCGCUGAUGUUACCCUGAUCUGCGGUGAGAAACAGUAUGCUGUUCACAAAUUUGUUCUGUGUACUUGUAGUCCAUAUUUUGAGGAGUUGCUUGAGUGUGUACCAUGUGAACAUCCAGUGUUGGUUUUAACAGAAACCUCACAUGAAACUUUGGAGGCACUGCUUGACUUUAUGUACCUGGGCCAGACAGAUUUCUGUUCCAAAGAUUUGGAUCGACUACUUGAUCUUGCAUAUGAGUUCAGAAUUAAAGGAUUAAUUAGCCCCAAGGAUGAAGCAGACAGACAAAAACUUGAAAAGGAUUCAGUUAAGCAAGAGCUCUCUGAGGUUAUGCCAGAUAAAACCACCCUAUCAAAGGAACUUAAAAAGGGUUCAGUUCAGCAAGAGCUUUCCAGUGUGAUAACAGAUGACACCAAAUCAUCAAAGAGCAUUCAAGAGAAGAGUGAUAAAGAUGGAAAAAUUGUUAGUGGUGAAAAUGACAAAGGUAGUGUUAAAGGUGGCAAAGUUAGUGACAAAACUAAAUUAGAAGAAAGAAAUCUAAAGAAAUCUCCUAAAAUUUAUGCAUGUAAAAACUGCAAUAAAACAUUUGGGGAACCAGUCCAGUUAGAAAAACAUAUGGUGGUUCAUAUAGAAGAAAAGCUCUUAUCAUGCCCUGAGUGCCUAUACAGAACUCUAAGUAAAGUUACUUUAAGCAAGCACAUUUUAACACAUGUGAAAAAAAAGGCAUACUCUUGUCCAUACUGCCCAGAUCGCCACUGUCUUGAAAAGCAGCAUGUUUUACACCAGAGACGGAUGCAUCCACAGAUGAAGGUUGUCAUUAAUGAGUCUUCAGUACCAGGCUUGGGAAAAUCACUUCAUAAAAAGCCCAAAGUCAGUAAAAAUACAGUUAAAGAAAAAGUCAUGUCACUAUCACUACUUUUACAGAAAAUUCAUAAAUCUUCAGAAUCUGGCUUCUCACCAUUGCAGACUCUUGAAAGUAAUGCAAGUAAUAGAGUCAGUCCUUCACCAUCACCAACAGCAAAAGCUCUGAUUAGUCCAAUCUCUAGUGCUUCCUUAUCGCUACCAUCCAAAGUUCCAGAGUUCACUCGCAUGUCUCCAUCACUACCUACUCCUUCAGAGAUGGCAAAACAUACCAGAUCCAACUCCUCACCAUUACUUCCACCACCAGCAAAAGUUCGAAGAAUCUGUAGGAACAGUACAUCACCAUCAUCACCAUCAUCACCAUCAAGAAUACAGAAAAAAUCUAAAUCUAGCUCUUCCUCAUUACCACCAGCUGAAGUCAGAACCAGCAGAGAAAUUAUGUCCUCAUCUUCAACACAGAAGGUGCCAAAAAAUGCUGGCUCUAGCACAUCUGCAUCGUCAGUAGUUGGGAAAAGGAAGAGGUUGAGCAUAUCUCCUUCACCACCCCUAGAUUCCUCAAGAAGUUCUAGCUGCUCUAGCUCUUCAAUCAAAAGCCCUGAAUAUGGUCCUUCACCUUCACCACCACCAUCUAAAUAUGUAAGAAGCACAAGAUCUAACACAGUGGCAGAAUCAUUAAGACGGCAGUCUAGAGCGAAAUAAAUUAGUUUACAGUACUACUUGCAAGUCUUAAUUUUUUUUUUUUAUUAUCACACUGGCCGAUUCCCACCAAGGCAGGGUGGCCCGAAAAAGAAAAACUUUCACCAUCAUUCACUCCAUCACUGUCUUGCCAGAAGGGUGCUUUACACUACAGUUUUUAAACUGCAACAUUAACACCCCUCCUUCAGAGUGUAGGCACUGUACUUCCCAUCUCCAGGACUCAAGUCCGGCCUGCCGGUUUCCCUGAAUCCCUUCAUAAAUGUUACUUUGCUCACACUCCAACAGCACGUCAUGUAUUAAAAACCAUUUGUCUCCAUUCACUCCUAUCAAACACGCUCAUGCAUGCCUGCUGGAAGUCCAAGCCCCUCGCACACAAAACCUCCU
Molecule: messenger RNA, 3019 nt
Organism: Cherax quadricarinatus
Lineage: Eukaryota; Metazoa; Arthropoda; Malacostraca; Decapoda; Parastacidae
Source: RefSeq, a predicted model, not a curated record